Balaenoptera ricei (Rice's whale) is the source of this 779-nucleotide messenger RNA. It is a transcript of the gene KCNIP4, whose product is annotated as potassium voltage-gated channel interacting protein 4. Gene Ontology annotation, biological process: regulation of potassium ion transmembrane transport. Gene Ontology annotation, cellular component: voltage-gated potassium channel complex. The transcript has 8 exons. The record is from RefSeq and is a predicted model, not a curated record. NCBI's taxonomy places the organism in Eukaryota, Metazoa, Chordata, Mammalia, Artiodactyla, Balaenopteridae. Bases 39 to 728 code for a protein of 229 amino acids. Gene Ontology annotation, molecular function: calcium ion binding; potassium channel regulator activity.
UUCUCAGUAGCUGUGGUCGGACCAUGACCUAGCUGACCAUGAACUUGGAAGGGCUUGAAAUGAUAGCAGUUCUGAUCGUCAUUGUGCUUUUUGUUAAAUUAUUGGAACAGUUUGGGCUGAUUGAAGCAGGUUUAGAAGACAGCGUGGAAGAUGAACUGGAGAUGGCCACCGUCAGGCAUCGGCCUGAGGCUCUCGAGCUUCUGGAAGCCCAGAGCAAAUUUACCAAGAAGGAGCUCCAGAUUCUUUACAGAGGAUUUAAGAAUGAAUGCCCCAGCGGGGUUGUUAACGAAGACACCUUCAAAGAGAUUUACUCGCAGUUCUUUCCACAGGGAGACUCUACCACAUACGCACAUUUUCUGUUCAAUGCAUUUGAUACGGACCACAAUGGAGCUGUAAGUUUUGAGGAUUUCAUCAAGGGUCUUUCCAUUUUGCUCCGGGGGACAGUACAAGAAAAACUCAACUGGGCAUUUAAUUUGUAUGACAUAAAUAAAGAUGGCUACAUCACUAAAGAAGAAAUGCUUGAUAUAAUGAAAGCGAUAUACGAUAUGAUGGGUAAAUGCACAUAUCCUGUCCUCAAAGAAGAUGCUCCCAGACAACACGUUGAAACAUUUUUCCAGAAAAUGGACAAAAAUAAAGAUGGAGUCGUUACCAUAGAUGAAUUCAUUGAAAGUUGCCAAAAAGAUGAAAACAUCAUGCGCUCCAUGCAGCUCUUCGAAAAUGUGAUCUAACUUGUCGAAUACGUCCUCAAUCAGACAAAUGUGAACGAUUCUAUCACACAA